CCCCUGUAGUACUUCUACCAUGAUCAUAUCUAUUCAACUAUUCAAGAAUCAAGAAUCAAAAUGGAGCAUAACAAACUUUAAGAUUAUCUGUGGGCUUAUAAUUUUAACAAGUUAGAUCAUCCCUCACGUUUUUGUUAUUUUUUUAAAUAUUUUUAACAUUAUUUAUCAAAUUUACUGCACGUAUAACGUCUUUUUAUUUUGAUAUUAAUUGAGAAAUAUUAAAAAAUGUCAAAAUCUGUUUUGACUUCUGACACAAUGCCAAAAGCUGGACGGGUUAAUAAAAUGUGUCGGGAGUGGUCUGUUCAUGAAGAUGGAGCUUUAGCAUAUCGUCUACAGGACAAGGAGAUUAAAGAGCAUUAUACGGGUAAUAAAGUUCGCAACGCCCAAGUUCGUGAAGAUUUGCCCAGAGCGAGAGUUGAACAAAAACUUGAGGAAUUGAGAUAUCAUACAAUCGUUCAAGAGCAAGAAGAAAAAGAUGCACUUGUUGCUCAACAAAUGGCUCUAAAACUCGAGAGAGAAGAAAGAUUGAAAGAAAGGGAACUUCAAGAAAAAAUGAGAUUACAAUUACGUUUAGAUGAUGAAGCAGCACAGAUUGAAGCUGAACUUGAAAUGGAGAGACGUUUGCAAGAAGAAAGAGAUCAAGUACUGGCAAGAAAAUUACAAGAAGAGGAAGAACGAUCAAUUGAUGCUCAUAAUUCGCCUAUUGAUGACCAACUAGUUCUUGAUCAAAAAAUAGCAAUAGAAGCACAAGAUGCUGAGUUAGCACGUAUGCUGCAGGACAAAGAACGUGCUAAGAUACGACGAGCACGUGAACGUGCUAAACAAAAAAAGUUAGAACGUCAACAACAAGAGUAUGAAAAUAAUAAUAUAAGUAAAAUAAAACUAGACAGAUCAGAUAAUUUAGAAAUUGAACGUAGUAAAUCCCAUAAUUAUAUGAGUUAUACACAAAAAAUGACGGAUCCAGAAGAAAUCCAAGUGAUGGAAAGUUUACCAGAAGAUGUUCCUGAGCUGCCGAACGUCGCUGCAAUUAUCGAUCCAACAUACAGUAGUGAACACGAAAGUCCGUCAGGUAAUUCGAGUAAUUUAGUUAGUCUUUCUUAUACUUUACCAGUAUCGCCAUCAUCAUCACAUGAUUACAUGGUUAGUACUCCUUGCUACAUGCCGAUACAAGGCCAACGUCGUACUCAAGCUCAAUCUCUAUCUUUAUCACACGAAGAAAAACAAAAACGGCGUGUUAAAGAUAGCUGCAAGCAACAAUAACUUUCACAAAAAAAAAAAAACAAAAUAAUAAAUAUACAUGGGGUAUUCUGAGUUAAAUCACAAUGAAUUUUUUUUUAACUUCUCUUUUUAAUUCGAAAUCUCGAUUUUUUUCAAAUUUUUAUACUUGUUUUGAUUCACACAGAGAUUUGUAAAAUAAUUUCAAUCUUACAAUGAACUUAAGUCUUUAUUUGUUUUAUCUGAAAAAAAAAAAAAAAAAUAGAAAUCAAUUCUCACAAUAAGACAAAAAUCGGAAAAACUUUAUAAAUUGAAAGCUGAAUCAAAACUAAUAUUUCUCUGAAAAUCGAAAAAAUAAAAAACUAAUUUUAUAAGCUAGAACAAGCAAUAGAAAUUAGUCUCAAAUUACACAAAAUAAGUCCUGAAACGAUUUGUUAUCGAAUUUGAGGAUAAACCGUUGAAUGCGUGGUUACCUCAUGUAGAAGCAUCUCUCCUCAAUAUCUCAAAUAUUAUAAUCUUUACAAUUGGUAUAUUUUUUAUUUAAAUGCUGAACUUUACGAAAUCGUCAUGAGAAAAGUACCUUGAAAAUUCAUAUUUUCUAUUCAUUGGCAAUAAUUAUUACUGAGCCCUAACGAAAAAAUAAUACUACAAUUAUUAUUGAUUGACGGAAUCACCACUUUUAUAUACUUUUAACUAUUAAUUAUUUAUCACUAUUUAUUUUUAUAACAUAACUUCGUAUUUUUAAAAGUUACCAAUUUAUACUAAUUUAUUCAUCAUUUAAAACAUAUAACAAUUUUAAUAUAAUUUUCAACAAGCAUUAUUAAUCGUAUCGUCCAUUUAUAUGAUUAUUAUUUUAUACAUAGUAUUAUUGUUAAUUUCGCUUUAAAUUGAGAAAAAAAAAAAUCUAAACAAA
Aphidius gifuensis is the source of this 2128-nucleotide messenger RNA. RefSeq names its product coiled-coil domain-containing protein 50. The record is from RefSeq and is a predicted model, not a curated record. NCBI's taxonomy places the organism in Eukaryota, Metazoa, Arthropoda, Insecta, Hymenoptera, Braconidae. The transcript has 5 exons. Bases 226 to 1260 code for a protein of 344 amino acids.